UCCGCGCUGACUGUGCCAUGCGGGGCUCCCCCCCGGCGGCUGCGGGGCGGGAGGGCAGCGGCGCCCCAUGCACACGGGGCUGCCGGGCGGCGGCUGACACCAUGUGCGCCCGGUGCGCGGGGCUAGGAGCGGGGAGCAGUCAUGGCCCCCCCCCGCCCAGCCUGGGGCGCAGGGCGGGCGCGGCUCUAAGGGGCCCCCCGCUCGAAAGCUGCUCUGCAUGUGCAGCCUCUCGCUGUGCCUCACCUACCUGUGCUACAGCCUGAUGGGGGGCACCGGCCCGGGCGCCCUGCGCUCCCCCGCCGGCCUGCGCGGCUUCCCGGCUCCCAGCGCCCUGCGCGGCUCCCCGGCUCCCAGCGCCCUGCGCUCCCCCGCCGGCCUGCGCGGCUCCCCGGCUCCCAGCGCCCUGCGCUCCCCCGCCGGCCUGCGCGGCUCCUCGGCCACCCCCGCGCCCCCCACUCGGGCCAGCAACGCCAGCCGCCCGGGAGUGUCGGCGGCCGCCUGGCUCCGGACUGCGCUGGCCCCCGGCGAGGUGAUCGCGGCGCAGAGCGGCGCCUUCGAGAGGGACCCGCAGGAAUCCAGCACCACGGACGAGGAGCUGAGCCGGGCGGGCAGCACCACGCCGGACUACGGCGAGAAGCGGCUGCCGCAAGCCCUGAUCAUCGGCGUGAAGAAGGGGGGCACCCGGGCGCUGCUGGAGGCCAUCCGGGCGCACCCCGACGUGCGCGCCGUGGGGGUCGAGCCCCACUUCUUCGACAGGAACUACGAGAAGGGGCUGGAGUGGUACAGGAACGUGAUGCCCAAAACUCUGGAUGGACAAAUAACAAUGGAGAAGACGCCGAGCUAUUUUGUGACCAACGAGGCCCCAAAGCGCAUUCACUCCAUGGCCAAGGACACCAAGCUGAUCGUGGUGGUGCGGAACCCGGUCACCAGGGCCAUCUCGGACUACACGCAGACGCUCUCCAAGAAACCUGAGAUCCCCACCUUCGAAGUACUUGCCUUCAAGAACCGGACCCUGGGACUGAUCGAUGCCUCCUGGAGCGCCAUCCGCAUUGGGAUCUAUGCGCUGCACCUGGAGAACUGGCUGCAGUACUUCCCACUUUCCCAGAUCCUCUUUGUCAGCGGCGAACGGUUAAUUAUUGACCCAGCUGGGGAAAUGGCCAAGGUCCAGGAUUUCUUAGGCCUCAAAAGGAUUGUGACAGAGAAGCAUUUUUAUUUCAAUAAAACCAAGGGGUUUCCUUGUUUGAAGAAGCCAGAGGACAGCAGCGCCCCCAGGUGCCUGGGCAAGUCCAAGGGUCGAACUCAUCCCAAAAUAGACCCAGAUGUUAUCCACAGACUGCGCAAGUUUUACAAACCAUUCAAUGUCAUGUUUUACCAAAUGACAGGUCAAGAUUUCCAGUGGGAACAGGAAGAAAGUGAUAAGUAAAGCCAAGACAGCAGGGAAAAAGCUCUCUGUAGAUUCUAUCUAGAGGUGAAUCGUUGUCAGAGACACUAAACUUGCACAGGGCUAAAGUCUCAGUCUUGUGACAAAGAGACUUGCAUUGUCAAGGUUAAAGUCAAGCUGAACAGCAUUUCCAGCUCUGAAACCUUCCUGUCACAGCGAGCCCAGGUUGCAUUUGGGUCUGUUCCAAGCCCUCCCACUGUAUUGUAUUGCAAGAAUGGCUGGGGGAGGCUCCGGUGGGACAGGGGAGGCUACCGGUGUCUAGCACUUUGUUCCUGGUGCUUCCUGUCAGCGCCAGCCAGUCAGAAUUCAGUGAGUCCUACCCACGGCCAACAAAGCAUGAGGGAAGCUUAUAGAAUCCCAAUAGCGACAAGGCGAGCCGACAGAUUCCAUUUCUUCUGCACUACUUUAGUUUUGCCUUGCUGGCAGUCAGGUGUCAGAUCACACACACACAAACAGCAAAGCUGCAAAGGAACUAUUUACAGACCCUUCACCUGCAUACUAGUUACACCUUGCACUAGCUACCACUUACCAAAUGCCACAAAUAUCCUGAGCCGGAGUCUUUUCUCACUUUGGGGUGUAACUCCAUUAACUGACCAGAGUUGCUUCUGAUUUCCUCUGGUCUGCAGUGAGGCCGGAAUCCAGGCUUUCCCGCUAAGUCCUCAUAUGCUCCGUUAGAUGAUCACGCAGUAAAAACCACUGGUACCUAAGGAGCCAGCUGCGAAUGAUCUCAUGGGAUCCAUCCCAGAAAGCUUGGCCUGGACGCGUUGCACAGUCUCCUAGCAGAAGGUGCAGUGUCCCGCUCACAGCUCUUCCUGCGGGCAGGUAAUGAAAUGGCAUUUCUCAAUCAUUCUGGAAACCCGCUGCUUCCCUGCAUAGCAGAUGGCAGUUGAGGUUGUUAUUAUAGGCAACUUUUUCGUUCUUUGCUAGGUAGCCAUGAGCCCAGAAGGAGAUCCUCUACUGAGUAAAACCUCAUCCCCGUAUCUAGAGUGGUGUGCAAAAUCCAGACACCGGCCUGACCUUCAAAAAUGCGGAGAGCCACAAAUGCCACUGAAGUCCCUGGGACCGUGGGUGCAAGCCGGUGGGACCGGGGAUGCAAGCCGGUGGGACUGUGGGUGCUCAGCACUUCUGAAAAUCAGGGCUCAGCUGGGUUUGCAAAACCAUGAGACAUUCUUCAUCUUUGCUUCAAAAUUUGCAAAGAGGAGAAAAGGUCAUUUCCACCGAGCGAGCGCUCACUGCCCUGGAGAAAGCUUCCUUCCCGAGUGGAAAUGACAAAGAUUUAUGAUCAACCAAAUUGGCAAAUCCCGAUGGAAAUGAUAAGAUAAGCACCUGUCACUCCUAGGGUGACCAGAUGUCCCGAUUUUAUAGGGACAGUCCCAAUUUUUGGGUCUUUUUCUUAUAAAGGCUCCUAUUACCCCCCACCCCCUGUCCCGAUUUUUCACAUUUGCUGUCUGGUCACCCUACCUCCUAGAACCUCAGCAAAUCCGAAGCGAGCUGCAUGCCUGGAUCAAAGACAAGGUAGCAGCCGUUUGACACAGCUGCACUAUAUUCCAUGUCUCUUCCUGAGAAAAACCCAGGAACAGUGGGCACGAAAGGAAAACACCGUGUUACCUGUGAGGGAACAUUUCCUUCCUUUGGGUGAUUUCUUGCUGUCUGGGGUUUCUUUUCUUUUCUUUUCUUUUCCUUUUAUUUACUGUGUAAAAAGAGCAGCAGUGGGGCCUGCUUUUGCCGGGGGAGGAGGGAAGGCGUUUCAUUUUUAUCAAGCCUCAGUGCUCCUUUGAGAUGUUGCGUUUGUUGCUGUUUGAAAGCAGCAAGAAAACACAGCUUAUGUAUUCCUGAGCAAGACCAAGGCUCGGUUUUGAUUAAGGUGGCAAGAAAUCCUUGUUGAUCCAACUAACCAAAGGAAAUGUCACUAAAACACCGUGAAGCUAGGUAACAGCUGAACCUGCUUUGGGUUUCAUGGCCUGUCAUGUGGUUCAUUACACAAUAAAGUGGUGCUAGUGCUUUGGGUUGUAUAAAAGGAGCUAAAUUCAUUUGUCAGAUUUCGAUUGUGGGCCAGAUUUGGGGAGAAUCACAUUCGUUCCCACUGACGUAAAUGUCAGUUCAUAUUAGCCUGAUUAGGUUUUAAAACAGCAUCUGACAUAAAACACUUUCUCACCGACCUGCAAACCGAGAAAUGUAUUGUACAAACACUGGCAAUAUGUAGUAAGGGGGGGGGGAGUUCAGUUGUUUCAGAUGUUAUUAAAACAUUAUUUCUUCUGCUAAAUGAAAGCUGGGUUGUUUUGCCAUUUCGUGCAAAAUGAUUCAUGGCUUCAGAUGGAGGGAAUUUUUUUAAAAUCUUCCCAAUUUCUAGGGUCCUGCUUACAUGGACACCCGAAGCCUUUUCUUAUUUCACAGGCCCCGCAAACUCUGAGCUCGUUUUGGUCUCACUCCUGCCCGAUGCUGAGCCCCGCCUGGAAAUACGAGGUUGCCCGUCAGCACGGGGAAUCAUAGAAUCAUGGAAUAUCAGGGUUGGAAGGGACCUCAGGAGGUCAUCUAGUCCAACCCCCUGCUCAAAGCAGGACCAAUCCCCAACUAAAUCAUCCCAGCCAGGGCUUUGUCAUGCCUGACCUUAAAAACCUCUAAGGAAGGAGACUCCACCACCUCCCUAGGUAACCUAUUCCAGGGCACUCAGCACCUGGCAGGAUCAAGCCCUUUCAACUGAUCUUUGCCAAAGAGGAUUAAAAAGUUCAUUUUCCUGACAGUGGUUUCAUUAGCAGUCGGAACAACGCCGUGUGAACCACAGCUGUGCUGGGGCGGCCUGCCCACCCCUUAGCAACAACCUGAGAAAGGGGGAGCUUUUCAUUCCCACACGAGACCCUACUGAGCUCAGAGGCCCCCAUAGGACCACCACCCCCCUGCCUGAACCACACCAAAAAUGUUCUUUGCAUAUUUUAAAAACCCUAAAAAAGCCAGCGUGUUGUGCUGCUCCCUAGUGAGGGGCCACCUGGGAUCAGCCAGGACAGCGGAGGCCGCGGAUUGCUUGUGGUCUUUGGCUGCUCUUUUCACAGGCCCAUUCCUGGAAGGAAAAGAGACUUGAGGCAAGACGUGCCGCUGACGCUGUGGUUCUGUGGAUUGGUGAAAGCUUUUGGCCCAUAGCUGGGCAGGAGACGUAGCUCCAGUUUGCACCUGGAUGAAGGACAGUCACCCCCAACCUGUUUGCUGUAUUCCCAGAACAGCAACAAAACGCUGAGCCAGGAUUCAGACAGCAGAGCGGGGCCAUUGUAGGCCACCUGUGCUUAAUGCUGCAUCCCUUCGCCACCCUCUGGAAGGAGCUUGCUUUACCCCCGCCAGCUCGCCCGCCCAGCCGCUAGCAAUGGAAACGGUUACAAAGCUGCGUGUUCUUGCAGUGAGACGCUCUGGAGGCAGGUCCCAUUUGGCUGCUACAAUAGAACUGGACCUGUCUGCACCCAGGGGAUGCGGCGCCACCGGGGCUUCUUGCCCAGUCUUCUUUUUGCCAUAUUUUAAGAGGUUUAUUUUUUAUAUGGGUUACUUCCCUGCGCUCAGGAGGUGGCGCUUACUGACUCCAGCAAAGGGGAUGUGCUGCUCCUGCACUUUUCCAACUGCAUUGCUCGUCUGCAGGCCUGUUCUGGAGCUAGGCCUCUGGUGAACAUUAAUGGCCGGCUAAGAAAUCAAGAAGCCAGGAGAGACUCAGGUUCUCUAGCACCACACAUGAUGCUGUUUGCUGUUGCUCUUGGGAACGGGAGGCCUGGCACGACCAGCCAUCAAGAGGCGGCGAUAUGGCUUUGUCGGCUUGGGUGAGAUGGUGACUUUUGUCCCUGCACACCCGCGCAGUCAGUGACAAGUGUCCGGCUUUGUAAUGUGCUGAUGUGACCGAGGAGUUAUUUUCUCUCCAGCGAGAGAGGGAGCAACCUGCUAGGAGGGAGUUGGGUUAAUUAACUUUUUUUUUUUACUAUUUAAAUGUCAGCAUUACGACACACAGGAGAUUGAAUUUUGUAUUUGAUUUCCAUUAGCAAAGCAUAAAUUAUAUUUAAUUUUAUACACAGAGACUGGAUGAUUCAUUGUUAUGGAAAAGCUGGUACUUAAUGGUUUAGAAAUGAAAAUGGACAAUUCGUCCUUUUGAAAGCAAACUGCUGUUCUGUCAUCUGCUCCCAAACACGUCUGUCUGUAUCAUUCUGUACCUGAACGAUAGGAACGUCUGAAAAUCUUCAACUUAAACCUAACAGCACUAAACAAUAAAAUAUUGUAGCAGCUGA
This is a messenger RNA of Chrysemys picta bellii (western painted turtle), 5694 nucleotides long. RefSeq names its product heparan sulfate-glucosamine 3-sulfotransferase 4 (gene HS3ST4). NCBI's taxonomy places the organism in Eukaryota, Metazoa, Chordata, Testudines, Emydidae. The record is from RefSeq and is a predicted model, not a curated record. Gene Ontology annotation, molecular function: [heparan sulfate]-glucosamine 3-sulfotransferase activity.